Messenger RNA from Spodoptera exigua (beet armyworm), 1806 nucleotides. NCBI's taxonomy places the organism in Eukaryota, Metazoa, Arthropoda, Insecta, Lepidoptera, Noctuidae. The record is from the annotation of a GenBank genome assembly.
AUGUUUACGACUCUACGAAAUGCCAGGCAGACACGGUGCAAAGAAACAGAAGGUCAAGGACAUAGCGUUUACUACGGAGCAAAUCCAAGAUGCCAACUACUUUUCCUGCUAUGGUCAACGAGCGCAGUGAUGAUGAGUUGCAGCGGCGCAGAGAUCACGUGUCCGGAGGAGUGCACCUGCCGCAGUACGUUCGACCCGGAGGCUGGCGCGGCUGUGCGCGUCUCCUGUACGCGCGGUCACAUGCGCCUCAUUCCUGUCGACUACAUCGAUAGAAAUGCACACAUCAUCAUAAUAGCUGCCCCACCCGACAAACCAAACGAGCUUACAAUCGGCCCUAUUUUCACACAACCUACGCCAUUCGUCAACCUCAGAGAACUCCACAUCGUUAAUUCUAAUGUCCCGUCCAUAGGACAAUAUUCCUUUUGGGGGCUACAAAACCUGAGGUUGAUAAACCUCACACAUAAUAAUCUCACCAGUAUCGGAGCCGACAACUUCCGAGGCCUCAUAAAUCUUACUGACUUGUACCUGGAUCAUAAUAAUAUAGAACAAAUGCCUAGUGAGACCUUCAGGCAUUUAACGUCGUUGAAGACGCUGACUUUAUCAAACAAUGAGAUUACCAUUUUGGUGCCGAGGUUAUUCAGAAUGCUGGCCAAACUUCUCGUUUUGGACCUGAGUCAUAACCCACUUGCUGAGCUGAAUCCAGAAGUGUUUAAGGACAUCCAACACCUACGAAUCUUCAAGUGUAGAGGCUGCUUGCUGAGACGGAUUAAUACUCAGAUUUACCAUUUAGUCGCCAAUUUGGAAGAAUUAGAUUUGGGUGACAAUCAAUUCAAAUACCUGACUUCCGACGAGUUUAUAAGUUUAAAACGGCUUAAAAAGUUAAAGUUGGACGGUAAUCAGCUGUCUGUGAUCGUAGACAACAUGUUCGGGCGGAACCGCGAGCUACGCGUGCUGUCGCUGGCACGCAACCGGCUCGCCCUGCUGGCGCCCGCCGCGCUCGCCAACCUCACCAACCUGACGCACCUCGACAUUAGUCACAACAAGAUCGACCGCUUUCAUUUGCAGACCUUUGCUCCGGUUGUGGACUGUUUAAAAACUAUCAAUUUUAGCGGAAACAAUUUAGCUCUGAAUGAGAUAGCGAUCUUACUUCAAAUUUUACCAGAGAUCCACGGUGUUGGACUAGCAAAUCUAUCUCUCCCAGAGAUACCGCCAAAUUUCUUUACCUAUAAUGAACACCUUGUAGCUCUCGAUAUCUCUUGGAAUAAAUUAACCAUUUUUCCAUACAAACUACUCACAAAAACAAAAUUUCUGCAAAGACUGGAUAUAUCCCACAAUAAGUUGCAAACAUUAGGUGAAAUGGACUUGCAAAGACUGGAAGCAAUUGCACAAGUUAACUUGGUCAAAAAUACGUGGCACUGCGAUCAGUGCUCAGCUGGCACAAUGUUAGUUUACAUGACUACUACUGUCCUAAACUCCACUCUACGUCAGCUUAAAUGCUACUCCCCAUUACGUCUGCGGGGAGUAAGCUUCGCUGAGAUGUCAUUCGACCGUCUUGACCCGUGUCCAACUACUCACGAAGCACAGAUGAGCGUGAUAGCGGGACUCAUGCUGCUGUGUGUGGCCGUGCUGGCGGCUGUGGCGGGCGCGCUAUGCUGCACGCGCCGUCGCGCCGCCCACUACUAUACCAACGAGGAGAAGCGGCGCGAGCACGAGCACGAGCACCCGGACGAGCUGCUGGGCCAUACGGAGCUGGGCAGCGUUGCCACUAUCCACGCGCCGUAUCACCUGGUGCCCAAAGGCAGCUAG